Striga asiatica is the source of this 1389-nucleotide messenger RNA. Lineage: Eukaryota; Viridiplantae; Streptophyta; Magnoliopsida; Lamiales; Orobanchaceae. The record is from the annotation of a GenBank genome assembly.
AUGGGAAUGGUUCAAGAAGGCAACUUCGCGGGCAGAGCGAGGCUUUUCCCGGCGGGACUGCCCGUGGCCGCAAGGCCCUGCGACUGCUGCCGGUCGGCGGCGGCACUGCUCUUCUGCGCCGCCGACUCCGCCUUCUUGUGCAUCGCCUGCGACGCCGUUGCCCACCGCCGGGGCGCGUCGCACGGCCGCGUCUGGCUGUGCGAGGUCUGCGAGCAGGCACCCGCCGCCGUCACCUGCCGAGCUGACGCUGCCUCCCUCUGCGCCGCCUGCGACCGCGACAUCCACUCAGCCAACCCCCUAGCCGGCCGCCACGACCGCGUCCCGGUGGUCCCCUUCCACGACGCGGCGGAGUCCGCCCUCGCGAGGUCCGCCGCCUCCUUCCUGCCGCCGGCUGCCGACGACAGUCACAUCCCAUAUUCGUGGAUCGACAAGCUGCAGGCAUCUGGAGACGGCGAUCUGAAAUCCAUGGAACUGCUGUUUCAGGACUCGGAUCAGUUCCUCGAUUUUGACAAUUUCCAGAUCCCGUCGCAGCCGUACGAAGACAGCGUGGUUCCGGUUCAGGCAAUCGUCAAGCCGGUCGACAUCCCGGUUCACGACCGCUCGUCGGAGAAUCGGUUUAUGAUCGAUUUCUCGGGAUCCAACAUCAACAAUUGCAGCUACACAGCUCCAACUCUUAGCCAAAGCGUCUCCUCGUCGUCGAUUGAGGUCGGGAUCGUGCCCGACGGCGGCUCGUUCUCGGAAAACUCGUACCCGUUCGGGCGGAGCAACGGCUCAACCGGGUCGCAGGUGGUGGGGAUGGACCGGGAGGCUAGGGUAUUGAGGUACAGGGAGAAGAGGAAGAACCGGAAAUUCGAGAAGACGAUCCGGUACGCUUCCCGAAAGGCGUACGCCGAGACCCGGCCGAGGAUCAAAGGCCGGUUCGCGAAGAGGACCGAAUCGGAGUCCGAGUCGGACAUCGACCAGAUCUUCGGCGCCGGAGCCGGCGCGGCGAGCUUCGUCGCCAACGCCAGAUACGGCGUCGUGCCGUCGUUCUGACAGGCGAAUUCGUAGGCGCCGGCGUGUAAUUAGAUUUUGUUUUUGGAGAAUAAAUUAUGUUGUUUUCAGUAUUGUUAUGUUUAUCCUUUUAGUGUUUGUUAUCGGACGGUUGAGUUUUCCGGCAAAUCAGUUGUAAUAUGUGUCGUGUGUGUGCAAAAUCUGGAAAGGCCUGCUACUUUUUGUUGAGGGACUUUUCGGUAAGUUCAUUAGUCAAACUUUGGUCCACUAGAGAUUUUGAAUUUUCUGUUUUGCAAUUUGCUUUUAUAAUUUUAUAAUUCGAAUCCAGUUAAAUUACUUUGAAUUAUUAUGGAUAGAAAGGCCAACGGAAUUUACUAGAUGGCAUAUAUAUUAUUG